GCAGCCCCCCACAUUUCCCCAAGGCACCCCCACGCGAAAAGCAUCUGCCAGAGUCCCUUGAAAGAAACAUUUCUUUGAGAAGUUCCAUCGAAACAAGAGAAGAAAUGAAGUGGACUGCUUGCCAUCUGUGCUUUUAAACCAGUGCCCGUGGAGAUGUGGCUCUUGCGACUCCAGGCUCAGUCAUGUGAGAGAUGGUGCCUUCAGUGAAUGACUCGUGACCCAGCUCAGCCAGGAAACGGAAGAAGCUCCAGCAGACCCUGGGCCCUUGGCCUCUUGUGCAGCAGGACACCUUCCAGGAGACAGGAGGCAAGAGGCACCCAGUUCUUCAUGCGUGGAGACUCUUGCUAGCCAUGGCCCACGUGCUCUGCUUCCUGCUGCUGUUGGGGCUGUGCCCGAGUCUGGUUUCCGGAGGGCAGCCUACACCCACACCCCCUCCCGGCGCUUUGAACUAUACCUUGCCUACAGCCAAAUACAGGGUCCAACAAGUCGACAGCCCCGGACCCAUCAGCGCUCUUUUCCGCAUGGUGCACCUCUUCCUGCAUGUGGUCCAGCCGCAUCCCUUCCCUGAAGAGAUUGUAAAAAAAAUCAUACAGAAGAAGUUUGAGCCUUCAGUGGAUUACGAAAAGGUUGUCUACUAUGAGUUGGGCAUCAUCAUCUGCAGUUUCCUGGGACUGCUCUUUCUGCUUCUGAUGCCCGUGGUGGGGUGCUGCUUCUGCCUGUGUCGGUGCUGCAACAAAUGUGGAGGGAAGAUGCACCAGCGACAGAAGGGAAAUGAGCCCUUCCACCGGAAGUGCCUGGGUGCCUCCCUCUUGGUGAUUUGCAUAAUCAUAAGCCUGGGCAUCGUCUGUGGCUUAGUGGCAAACCAGCAGGUGAGGACCCGGGUGAAGAGGACCCAGAGGCUGGCGGACAACACCUUCCAAGAUCUGCGGGCUUUCCUGGAGCUGACCCCAAAGCAAAUCAAGUACAUAGUGGCCCAGUAUAACACCACCAAGGACCGCGUAUUCUCCAAUCUGGACAAUAUUAAUAUGAAACUGGGAGGUGAAAUCAGUGAACGACUGGAGCCGGUGGUGAUUCCCGUCUUUGAUGAGAUCAAAGCCAUGGUCACAGCCAUCAGAGAGACCAAGAAGACCCUGGAAGACAUGAAGGUGAGCUUGAGCAACCUGAAGAACGGAAGCAGUGCACUGAAUCAGAGUCUAAGUGAUGUCAAAGCCAGCAUAGAGCAGUCACUCAACGACCCACAGUGCUUGAUAACGCCAACAGCAGAGAUCUGCAACAGCAUCCGGUUGUCCCUGCGCCAACUGAACAGCAACUCCGACCUGGGCCAGCUCCCACCAGUUGAUCAGGAACUUAACAACAUCAACAAUGUUGUUAGUACUGACCUGAAUGCCCUGAUUGAAGAGGGCAACAAAUCCUUUAAUGACAUACCUGAGAGAGUACAAAGCCAAACCACGAACGUCAUAGCAGAGCUCAAAAAGGUCCUGAAUUCCAUCGGUUCCAGAAUCGACAGUGUCACCCAACAGCUGCCCAUCCAGGAGACGCUGAACAGUUUUACCAAGUACAUGAAUAAGUCCGAGGAUCACCUGCACAAAAUUCUGCCCAAAGUGGAAGAAGUUGAUUCCUAUUGGUGGCUGGCUUGCUUGAUCAUCUGCUGCCUGCUGAUCCUCAUCGUGAUUUUUUUUGUCCUGGGCUUACUGUUCGGCGUGUGCGGCUUUAACCAGCUGGCCACCCCCACCACCCGAGGCUGCGUCUCCAACACUGGAGGCAUCUUCCUCAUGGUCGGAACUGGAUUAAGCUUCCUCUUCUCCUGGAUAGUGAUGCUCCUUGUGGUUGUUGCUUUUGUCGUUGGUGCAAAUAUGGAAAAACUGGUCUGUGAGCCUUAUGCAAACAGGAAGCUAUUUCGGGUUUUGGACACACCCUAUCUCCUGAAUGAGGAGUGGAAGUACUAUCUCUCUGGCUUGAUAUUUAAUAAACCAGACAUUGAGCUCACUUUGGAACAUGUCUACAGUGACUGCCAGAAUGGUAAAGGCACUUACACUGCACUUCAGCUGCACAACCACUUCAACAUCACUGAGCAGCUCAACAUCCAGCAGCAUACUCAAAACAUGGUCAAGGAAUUUGAAAACAUGAACAUCAGUCUUGAUGGUAUCGUUCUGCUGGAUGAAGCCGGGAAAAGAAACCUGCAGGAGUUUUCCAACUGUGGAAUAGACACACUGGAUUAUGCUGCCUACCUGGCCCAGGUUGGUAAAUCCCCCUCAACUGUGGACCUCUUAGCAUUUUCAAAUGACCUAGAAGCAAAAGCCAACCAUAUGCCCCCAGGAAAUUUGAGACAGUCCAUGAAGAAGGCUGCCAGUAAUCUGACAACCAUUCACACUGAACAAGUUAUUCCCAUGGAAAUGACACUGCUUGUGUUACCAAACCACAUCAAGACACUUCAGCACUUGAGCAGCAGCCUGGGGAAGGUGAACACGAUCCUUUACUCUUUGGAUGAAGCUCAGAACUUUGUCACAAGAAAUAUUUCAUCUAUUAUUAUUGAAGAAUCUGAGAAGUUCGGGAGUACCCUAGUAUCACAUUUUCAAUAUUAUCUGCAAUGGGUUGAGUUUACUGUCAUGGAGGAACUGGCAUCCUGCAAACCCGUGGCCACAGCCCUGGACUCCACUGUCUCGGUAGUUUUUUGUAACUACAUUACUGACCCUCUGAAUUUGUUUUGGUUUGGCAUUGGAAAAGCGACUUUGCUUUUACUUCCGGCUCUAAUUCUUAGCGUAAAACUAGCCAAGCAUUAUCGUCGGAUGGAGUCAGAAGAUGUGUACGAAGAUGUUGAAACUAUACCCAUGGCAAAUAUGGAAAAUGGUAAUAGUGGCUAUCAUAAAGACCAUUUAUAUGGUGUCCACAAUCCUGUUAUGAAAAGGCCCAUGUAUCACUGAUGGCUAAUGUUGGAA
Messenger RNA from Ochotona princeps (American pika), 2936 nucleotides. It is a transcript of the gene PROM1, whose product is annotated as prominin 1. The record is from RefSeq and is a predicted model, not a curated record. NCBI's taxonomy places the organism in Eukaryota, Metazoa, Chordata, Mammalia, Lagomorpha, Ochotonidae. Bases 351 to 2921 code for a protein of 856 amino acids. The transcript has 26 exons. Gene Ontology annotation, molecular function: cholesterol binding. Gene Ontology annotation, cellular component: microvillus; cilium; apical plasma membrane.